Molecule: messenger RNA, 883 nt
Organism: Ziziphus jujuba (common jujube)
Lineage: Eukaryota; Viridiplantae; Streptophyta; Magnoliopsida; Rosales; Rhamnaceae
Product: small ribosomal subunit protein bS21c
Exons: 2
Coding region: 66-593 (175 amino acids)
Biological process (GO): translation
Cellular component (GO): ribosome
Molecular function (GO): structural constituent of ribosome
Source: RefSeq, a predicted model, not a curated record
AAAACCAAAAAUCAGAAAAAGCCCACAGGAAGCUUAACCAUUCAUCGUCAAGCUCAAAUUCAUCCAUGGCUACCUCAUCUUCUUUCUCCAACUUCCUCUCUUUCCUCUUACCUUCAAAGCCACCUUCACAAACCAAAACCCCACCUGUCCAACUUCCAGUUUCUUCUUCAGUUCAGAAACAAACCAAGGAUGUUGGUUCACUUUCUCUGGUUCCCCAAGCGGGUAACUCCUCCUCGUCUUCAUCCAUUGCAUCUGUAAUCUGUCCCUCUCUGGCUUAUUCCAACACCCUUUUCUUCAGAUCGGCUUACAAUGUUCAGGUGGUUGUGGAUGAAAAUGAGCCUGAGGAGAGGCUGCUUGGCAGGUUCAGGAGGGAGGUCAUGAGGGCCGGUGUUAUUCAAGAAUGCAAGAGGAGGAGGUUCUUUGAGAACAAGCAGGACGAGAAGAAACGAAAAACACGCGAAGCUGCUAAGCGUAACCGGAGAAGGAGGGGUCCAUUUAGAGCCGCACAACCAAACAAGCAGGAUGCACCUUCAGGCAAGAGGGAAGAAGACGAAGAUAACUGGGAUCUGCCAGAGGGAGGCAUUCCAUAUUAAUCACAUUUACCAUCCUUCAACUUCUAAAACUCUUUAACCUUUGUUUUUCCAGAGGGUUUUUGGUCUGUGUUAAGUUGCAUUCAGCGAAUCUUGUUCUUUGGUUCCUUGUUUAUAUUUAUAUAGAGUAAUGAUGUUCGUUCUUGCAUCAAAUCCUGGGGGCAUUUAUGCUGGGUUGUGCAAUAUUAUCUACCAGAUGCAUAGAGAGGGAGGCCUUUCUUGAACGGUAAAUCAUUUUUGUUUCCUUACUCAAUUUGAAAAGCAAAUGCAAUUUGUUGCACAUUUGUGAUCCA